AUGUAUCUGUUUAUUUACUUCUACCUCCUAAUGAGCUUUUUUGAAGAAGUGCGUGGUUUUUGUCCUUCACAAUGCACUUGCGUUUACCAUGGCAGAAGUGAUGGCACUGGAACAAGGUCUGUGCUCUGUAAUGAUCCUGACAUGUAUGAGAUCCCUGUGAAUGUUCCUGUGGAUACUGUAAAACUUCGUAUAGAGAAAACUGUCAUACGAAGGAUUCCGACUGAAGCCUUUUACUACCUAGUAGAUCUCAAGUACCUGUGGGUAACUUACAACUGUGUAGCCAACAUUGAUAUCAGCAGUUUCUAUAACUUGAAACAACUGCAUGAGCUACGUCUGGAUGGUAAUCUGCUCUCGACUUUCCCUUGGGAAUCGCUGGCAGAGAUGCCCAACCUACGGACUCUUGAUUUACACAACAAUAAAGUGACCAGCAUUCCCGCUGAUGCUGGCCGGUACCUGAGAAACCUCACCUACCUGGACAUAUCCAGCAACAAGCUAACCACCUUGCCGUCAGACUUGAUGGACAUUUGGCCCCCCUUCUCAGAAACUGUCCUGUCCAAGAACACAGACAUUCUGGCGACCCAGAGAGUCAUUUUGGGUUUGCAGGACAACCCAUGGUUUUGUGAUUGUCGCAUUUCAAAGCUAAUUGAAUUUUCCAAAAUUGUGGACAACUCGGUUGUACUUCUUGAUCCAUUGGUUUCAUGUAGCGGACCUGAGAGCCUGGCAGGAAUCUUGUUCCAGAGAGCUGAGUUAGAGCAGUGUCUUAAACCAUCUGUGAUGACGUCGGCAACAAAAAUCACUUCCCCACUGGGAAGCAACGUUCUGCUACGCUGCGAUGCGACUGGGUACCCAACACCACAGCUUACUUGGACUAGGUCAGACAAUAUACCACUGAACUAUACAGUAAUUCAAGAAACACCUGGAGAGGGUGUCAGAUGGUCCAUAAUAAGCUUGACAGGGAUUUCAUACAAGGAUGCGGGAGAAUACAGGUGUAAAGCCAAGAACUCUGUCACAGUGGUUGGUGUAGUUACUACAACUGUGUCACCGCAGAAGUAUGGAAGGAAGCAAGAGGCAGAGAGACAGAAUACCACUCAGGAGGAUUCCAAGCAGGAACCUGAGAGGACAACCACACCUCUUCCCACCACACCAACCACCACAGCACUGGUUAGCACUGAAAGAUCAACGAGCAUCAGGUUUACUGACAAGAAGCAAUCGAGGCCUGUGUUUGAUGGAAAGAAAAAUUCAAAGGCAGUGACAAAUGGAAACAAAAAUAUGGAUGAGCAAGACGUUACUGUAAAGAACCUAAGAGUGAUCAGUGAAACUGAUGAAAGAGUGACCUUAACUUGGAAAACUGUCAAUGCCACAAGCAACUCUGCAGUGACUGUGUUAUACUCAAAGUAUGGUGAGAAAGAUAUGUUGCCUCUGAGCACUGAUUCUAGCAAAAACAAAGUCACAAUUGAUGGUUUGCAACCUAGUACUCAAUAUAUGGCAUGUGUCUCACCCAAAGGAGUGCCACCUACAGAAGAACAGUGCAUUAUUUUCUCCACUGAGAGGUUAAAUGAUGAAAGCAGCUCGCAGUUUUCUAUUCUGAUAUUGGCCAGCAGUGCAGCAUGUGUGGUUGUUUUACCUUUGAUCUUUUUCUUACUCUACAAAGUUUUAAAACUUCGUGUGAAACCGAAAACUGCGAAGGAAGCUGACCUUGCAAAAGAGACCUAUGUGAAAUUUGAAACCCUGUCUCUGAAGCCUCGAACAGUGAAUGCAGGAGAGCAGCUCUGGGCACGAAGGUACACAGAUGAGUCGGAAAGACUUCUCCUUUGUUCUAGGUCAAGCAUGGAUUCUCAGAUGACCUUCAAAAGUGAGGGCUCUAGGUCUGAGUAUCUGUGUUGA
Molecule: messenger RNA, 1884 nt
Organism: Charadrius vociferus (killdeer)
Lineage: Eukaryota; Metazoa; Chordata; Aves; Charadriiformes; Charadriidae
Gene: LRIT3
Product: leucine-rich repeat, immunoglobulin-like and transmembrane domains 3
Exons: 5
Coding region: 1-1884 (627 amino acids)
Molecular function (GO): protein binding
Source: RefSeq, a predicted model, not a curated record